UAGAGGAGAGCAACAGUAUAGGCAUCAUUGUAAAGAAGCAACAUUUCUGCUGUGGUACAGUUGCACACUGGGAACCAGGAUGGCUCAACUGUCACUAUGGAUUGGCAUUGCUGCACUGAUAUUUCUUCAAAAUGUUUCUGCCUUUAACUUGGUUUGUUACUUCACCUCCUGGUCUCAGUACAGGGAAGCCCCAGCAGGCUUUGUCACUGAUGACAUUGAACCAGAUCUUUGUACCCACCUCAUUUAUGCUUUUGCUAAUAUAUCAGGCAAUCAAAUCACCCACUACGAAUGGAACGAUGCUACUACCUAUGAAAAUCUCAGGGGACUUAAAACUAGGAAUCCCAAACUGAAGAUUCUUCUGUCUGUUGGUGGAGCUAAAUUAGGCUCUGCACCCUUCCGGAAUAUAAAUACUUCUCCUGCCACACGCUCGGAAUUUGUAGCAUCCGUGAUCAGCUUUCUUCGGACCAAUAAUUUUGAUGGUCUUGAUGUUGCUUGGAACGAGCCAAGCCAGAAUGAUAAAAGGCAUUUGGUUAAGCUGGUUCAGGACCUGAAUCUAGCAUUCCGCCACGAGGCCCGGAGGAAUCCAGAGAGGCAAAAACUCAUAUUGAGUGUGGCAGUACCAGCUGGAAAAGAAGCUAUUGAUAAUGGCUUUGAUAUCCAGAAUAUUGCUAGAUUUGCAGAUUUCCUUAAUGUCUUGUCCUUUAAUUUUCAUGGUUAUUGGCCAGAUCAUAGUCACCCCUAUACCGGCCAUGGAAGUCCCCUUAGGAAGAGCAGAGCUGACAGAGGAUCUGCUUCCGCUUAUAAUGUUGACUAUGCUAUCAGAUAUUUGAAGACCAAAGGUGCCCCUAAUAGGAAAAUUAUCAUGGGAAUUCCUACCUAUGGGCAGACUUUCACUCUUUCUUCUGUACAGACUGGGGUUGGAGCUCCCGCCUCUGGCCCUGGGCUAGCUGGCACAUUCACAAAAUCAGCAGGAACCCUGGCAUAUUAUGAGAUUUGUAGUUUUAAUCAUGGUGCUACAAAAGAAAAUAUUGAAGAGCAACAAGUCCCCUAUUCUUAUAAAGGAAACCAAUGGGUGGGUUAUGAAGAUGAGACAAGCGUUCAGAUUAAGGUUCAGUAUGCGAAGAACAACAAUUUGGGAGGUAUUAUGAUUUGGUCACUUGAUCAAGAUGAUUUUUCAGGUACCUUCUGCAAGAAGGGCAAUUAUCCACUACUUGCUGCUAUUAAAAAUGAACUAAAUAAAUAAAAACAUCUAUUUGCCAAAAAAAAAAAAAGCCCCAGUUUUAAAUAGCAGUAGAAUCUUACAGGUAAGGUCAAAUUUUGGCUUUCUUUUAGGGAUUAAAAACAAAUGAUAACUUUCUGUGUGGUUUUGUUUACUUCUAAAUAAAUGCUUAAAGUUGUAUUACAAAUAACCAGUUAUUAGUUCUGUAUUAUUUCAUGGUUAAUGUUAUUCAUUUCUUACCCAUAUUAAAUAUAUUUUCAUUAUUUUGAUCUAUUUCUGCAGUAUGUGGUCUCUUGGCACUUUGCCUAGGCCUUUCAUUAUAUAAAUAAAUAGUUUAUCUUGAUCAUACUGUAUUAAAAAUGUUGAUAAGUUUCAUUAAUUGUGUUGUCUCAAAAAAAAGACUUAAUACUUUCAAUAAAGGAUUUGCUUCCCUUUA
Molecule: messenger RNA, 1655 nt
Organism: Crotalus tigris (Tiger rattlesnake)
Lineage: Eukaryota; Metazoa; Chordata; Lepidosauria; Squamata; Viperidae
Product: chitinase-3-like protein 2
Exons: 10
Coding region: 80-1243 (387 amino acids)
Biological process (GO): carbohydrate metabolic process; chitin catabolic process
Cellular component (GO): extracellular region
Molecular function (GO): chitin binding; chitinase activity
Source: RefSeq, a predicted model, not a curated record